GUUGUUUUUCAGGAGCCAAACUAAAAUGCUUGGGAAAGGACAAAGUGGUGGUUUAUACUCCUCAAAGACAACCGGAGACAUUUUACAAAGCGCUGUGCCAGUGGACAGUGCAGACAAGAAGGGAGGGAGACAGCUGUCUGGCAGUGUGCAAUUGGGGGCCCAGCAGCAGAACCAGCAACUCCUCCUGAGUCCGGCCAGCCUCCAGCUUGCUCAGCUCCAGGCCCAGCUCACCCUCCAUCGCCUGAAGCUGGCUCACGGAGGCAAUACAGCCACCGCGGCCAGUGCUCUCAAUCAGGUUCUUUCCAAUGUUGCCAUGGCCCAGCCCCUCUUCAAUCAACUGCGGAACCCCCAAAUUUGCUUUCCCACAGGGGUGCUUGGUUUCCCCACUUCAAAUACUGCCUUGGGGGCUGGAGGAUUCAACCAGAGCCCAGGGAAUGUGAAACUGAACCAUCAUGGUGGAGCGUCCACCGUAGGCCUACAGGGUGUGGAGUUUGGUAAAAAAUCUGUGCCAACGUACCCCUCCGAUAUCGACAGCCGUCUUCAGUUCAACUUGGGAGGCACAUCUGCAGCAUCAGUGCCGACUGCUGAUGGACAUUAUUCCGUGGUCGGCGCUCAAACAAAACAACUGAACAAUGUUGGCUUCAAACAAGACUUCUAUGGACAAGAUAUGGCCAGUCAACAAGCUGGAUUCAAUGUUGCUGAUCCGAACAUAAAUCUGUAUAACUGUUCAGGACAGACAGAGCAAUGGAAUAAUGUGAGUCACACGGUGAAUGUGCCAUUGGCCUCUGAUGUCGCUACUGUUUGGACAACAGCUGGGCAGACAGUGCAGUCCAGAAAUGAACUGUAUAACCCAGAGGAGCCCACUUCUGACCACAAGUUCAAGGCCAAGAGUGGCGGUUCGUCUUUUGCCACUGAUGGCAUGCAGGGCUUUGGGAUUUACCAACCACUGCAUGGAAGCGAAGAAACGUUGUGUUCUGGUACCAGAACACUUCAGGCUUACCAAGUUAAUGACUACCAUGCUGUCACACCCACUCAACUGCCACACCAGUGCAGCAUCUGCGACAAGAAAGUCUACAACCUCAAGGACUGGGACCAGCACGUAAAGGGAAAACUACACCUUCAGAACCGAGUGUUAUACACCAAUGAAGGCGCGACAGUGGUAUCAACCGGAGCUGCUCACUUCCCUCUCGGUCGGCCCUCAGGUGGCGCUCUCAAUGGAGGGGACUCAAUGAACUGCACUUCUGCAGGUCAAGAUGUUUCGUCAGGGGUCAACACCUCGUACUUGCCAGCUGCAGCCAUGAAGAAUUACUCUUUGCCCAGCACGGGAUUUACGUCACCCCAGACAGAGUCACAGCCGUUUCCGCCAAGAAAGGCCACGACGGGCCGUGUUGUUCACAUCUGCAACCUCCCUGAAGGCAGUUGUACCGAGAAUGAUGUCAUCAAUCUGGGACUGCCCUUUGGCAAAGUUAGCAAUUACAUCUUGAUGCGCUCAACUCACCAGGCCUUUCUGGAGAUGGCCUAUGUGGAGGCAGCUAAAGCCAUGGUUCAGUAUUAUCAACUGACUCCAGCCAUGAUAAACAACCAGAAACUUCUCAUUCGAAUGUCCAAAAGAUACCAGGAGCUACAACUUAAGAAACCGGGUAAAGAUGUUCAGGCAAUCAUCCAAGAUAUCGCAUCCCAUUGGGAAAGAGAUGAAAUGCAAGAACCUCAGCACUACAUGACAGACAGAGCUCGCUCACGCAGCCCUGUCAGAAGCUCCCUCAGCCCUCACUCACACAGUCCCAGUUUCACAUCAUGUAGCUCAGCCCACAGCCCCCAGGCGGCCCCCUGCAUGGUUCAGGAGAGAGGCACCAACGGUCUGGGCCCACGCCGAGGUUCUUGGGACUGGUCUUCACACCAUAGACGAGGUGAGGGUGACAUGGAGAGGGAUGAACCCUCCCGGCGGAAUGGCUGCAGCACGGACGGCGACCGCCCCAACGAACGACCAUCAGACCGGCGGAAAGCCUAUGGGAAAACCUCGGAUUAUGUCAUCUCCAGGUCGGCAGACGAGCGAGGAUUUGAUAAAGGGAUGCCUGGAAACAGAGACUUCCCACAAGGCAGUCCUCAAGGCAAGUCCUUCAACUCCUACCGGAGCAUUGAGGAAAGCUUUUACAUGAAGUCAGACAAAGUGUGCAGAUCUACAUACCAAAGACACGACAGCAAGUCAAGGAAGAGGAAUGGCAGUGACCACAGCAGGCAUUCGAGGCAUGUGGAGAGCAAGAUGAUCGAUGACCCACACCGCAGAACUCCAGAAGAUAAGAAGCCGCGUUCACCCAGCAGGGGGAGAAGUAGGAAGCCAAACAAGAGGUGCAUCCCGACAGAGAAACAUGACAGCCCCACUAGAAAUACUGAUGGCCUAUCUAAAGAACAUGUCUCACCUCCGGGCAACAGCAAGUCAAAAGAUUCUGCUGAAUGUUUUGAGAAAAAGGACAUUGAGAAGGGGUUGGAAAGUGGAGAAAACACGGAUGACGAGUGUUGUUAUCCCAAGAACAUGGAGGAAUUUCUUACAGUUGAUGAAGUGGGAGAAGACGACGAUUUCAUUAUCGAGCCGGACCUUCCUGAGCUGGAAGAGGAUGCGAUCUGUCCUCAAGUGUCUGCAGAGGAACAAACACAAACAAUGGCGGAGACUUUACCAUCACCGUCAGUCCUUCUGGAAGAGCAGGAGACGUCUAUUAACAAAUCUGUGUCGGAAGUGAAAUGUGAGGGCGCUGAAGUUCCAGAAACAUCUGGAACUGAGAAAGCAGUUUUGACUGAGACAAGUGUGGAGGAACAAAAGAAGACUUCUGAGUCACCCACGAUGAACCUAAGUGAAUUUCCCAAUGAGGAAUUUAAGGCAGCGUUGGAGGAGACGAGUACAGAAGACAAAGUUCCUGACAGUGGGCCCUUAGAAGAAGAGCCAGUCAAGAAUCACAUUCAAAUGUCAGAGGACGGCAAGGUCCAGGAUGUCGUACAGGUCACCGAGGCCAGCUCUAAUGUCACUCAACACAAGGAGAGCAUUCUUAAAAAAGAUAUUGAAGUGCCCUCAUCAUCUAUUGAACAAGAGAAAGUCGUUAUUGAACAUAUCAUCCCUUUAGGGGUGGAGUUCAUUGAGCCAAGGACUGGUUUCUACUGCAAACUUUGUGAGCUGUUCUACACUAGCGAGGAAACUGCAAAGAUGAGCCACUGUCGCAGCACUGUGCACUACAGGAACUUACAGAAAUACCUGUCCCAGCUGGCACAUGAGAGCCUAAACCUUGCUGAAUUUUCAAGCACCCAGUGACAUCUUGUCCGCUUACCUCUUUACAGCAACCGCCCUAAUAGGAUUUCUGGAGGCAUUAAAAAAAUAAAAAUAUGGAUAUCUGCUCUUGUCAUAGGCUACUGGAAUUAUAAUUGGAUAUCUGGAAUGCUGACGAGAAUUUGGUUCAAAUUUGUACAUACUCUAAUGUAUAGCAGUGGUAUUUAUUAGUUUUAUUCUUGUACUUAAAGCUAUGUAUUAUUUAAUUUCAAUGUUGGCACACUUGACAAGUUGAACUGCUAUCAAGACAGAAUUUGUCUUCCAGGUUGGUCUUUGAAUUGUCCGAAUAACAAUCAUGGAUUAUAUUAUUAUGACAACUACGUAGUGGUUUAAAUGAUGCCAAUGAAUGUUUUUUUUUCUCAGUUAAUGCUGAGACGGAUUAUCAGGUUCAUUGUAUUUGUUGAGUUUCCAACUCAGUGUGUAUUACUUGCAAUUUAUUGACAACUGGAGUCUAUAACGUUUUUCUUUAACUUGGGUCUCGUGUGCACUACAGUUGUCUUUCAGGUAAAAAUCACUUUAUGUGUAAGAAUAAUGAUGCAAUGGCUUUGCAAACCAUCUCUGCUGUAUAUAAAUGUCCCUUAAAAUGUCAACCCCUCACAGUGCCAGCCUCAUGUGCUUAAUUUAAUGCCUUAACAUUUUAAAUAUGACAUGUUAAACUGGACCAUGUACAGUAGUAAAAGUUCCAACAUACAUAACUAUUGCUUGUUUCAGAGCCAAAUGUAUUUUCUACACAAUGAAACCUUAUCCUUGAUCUUAAUGUUGUUUUGGCAAAUCUAAUGUUCAUGUGAAUAAAU
Messenger RNA from Hippocampus zosterae (dwarf seahorse), 4107 nucleotides. RefSeq names its product RNA binding motif protein 20 (gene rbm20). The record is from RefSeq and is a predicted model, not a curated record. Gene Ontology annotation, molecular function: zinc ion binding; mRNA binding. Gene Ontology annotation, biological process: regulation of RNA splicing. Gene Ontology annotation, cellular component: nucleus. NCBI's taxonomy places the organism in Eukaryota, Metazoa, Chordata, Actinopteri, Syngnathiformes, Syngnathidae. Bases 26 to 3298 code for a protein of 1090 amino acids. The transcript has 14 exons.